UCUUCUCCAGGCUGAACAAGCCCAACUCUCUCAGCCUGUCCUUGUGUGGGACGUGCUCCAGCCCCUCACAUCAUCUUUAUGGCCUCCUCUGGGCUUUACCCAACAGAUCCAUGUCCUUCCUGUGCUGAGGACUCCAGAAGCGAACACAGGGCUCCAGGUGAGAUCUCACAAGGGCAGAGUAGAGGGGCAGCAUCACCUCCCUCACCCUGCUUGUCACCCUCCUGAUGCAGCCCAGGACAUGGUUGGCUUUCUGGACGGCAAGUGCACAUUGCCGGCUCAUGUCGAGCUUCUCAUCCACCAGGACCCUCAAGUCCUCCUCAGGGCUGCUCUCAAUCCAUUCUCUGCCCAGCCUGUAAUUGUGCUGGAGAUUGCCCUGACCCAGGAGCAGGACCUUGAACUUUGCCUCAUUGAACCUCCUGACGUUCACGCGGACUCAUGUCUCCACGCUGCCCGGGUCCCUCUGGGAGCCACCCAGACGCCAUUCAGCGUCUCUCACCUUACGCCUCCCUCCCUUUUGUUUAGAACUAGAGGAGAGGAGCGGCAGCCCCGGCAACGAGCGCUGCGCGAAGGACUCGCGUCUCCCAUUGGGAACCCGCACCCCCGCCUCCUCCGUCGCCGCAGGCCACGCCCCCUCCGAUCAGGCCCCGCCCACCGAGACACCCCGCGCUCCAGGCCACGCCCCCUGCCGCGUCCCUCCGCCUUUGGGUCCCCGCCGGCCCCCGUAGGCGGCCGCGCGCUGCCAUUGGCCGGUUCAAGAGUCGCGGGCUGCUUGAACGGCGCGAGCGGCGCGGCGCGAGACUCGGCGGCGGCCGCGCCCUUCCCUCCUCCUCCUCUUCUUCCUCCUCUUCACCCCCGUCCUCCUUCUUCUUCUCCUCCUCCUUCUUCUUCCCCUCCUUCUUCUUCCCCGUCUUCCCCCGCCAUGCUGGCGGAGCAGGAGAACCAGGAGAACAUCCCCCCCGGCGGCAAAGCGGCGCUGCCCGCGGCCGGGCCCCGCAUGGCACUGGGGGUGCUGCGGCAGCGGCCCGGGGCCCCGCUGCAGGCGGCGCGGGGCGGCGGGCAGCACCCCGCCACCCUCCGCGGGGACCAGCAGGACGGCGGGAAGCGGCCCUUAAGUAUCCAUGUGGACCAGCUUGACGGUAGGAAGCAGCCCUUUGCCAUCCAUGUGGACCAGCCUGACGGUAAGAAGCAGCCCUUUGCCAUCCAUGUGGACCAUCCUGACGGUAGGAAGCAGCCCUUUGCCAUCCAUGUGGACCAGCCUGACGGUAAGAAGCAGCCCUUUGCCAUUCGUGUGGACCAGCCUGACAGUAAGAAACAGCCCUUCAGCGUUCAUGUAGACCAGCCUGACGGUGGGAAGCAGCCCUUCAGCAUCCAUGUGGACGAGCCAGACGGCGGGAAGCAGCCCUGCACCGUCCAUGUGGAUGAGCCGAAGCAGCAGCAGCCCUUCAGCAUCCAUGUGGACGAGCCAGACGGCGGGAAGCAGCCCUUCAGCAUCCAUGUGGAUGAGCCUGAGCAGCAGCAGCGGCGGCAGAGGCCGCGGCGGGACAGCCCGGUGGCACAGAAGGAUGAGGAGCUGGGGCUCCGAGCUGCCGUCUGCGCCCUCGGGGAGCGGCGGCCCCUGGCCACCCUGAGCACCACCGUGGAGAUGAGCUUCGAUUCUCCAAGUAUUAUGGAUAUUUCAAUAACCCCUGAAGAAGAAGAAGAAGAGGAGGAGGAGAAAAAACCAAACGUUAACAAUGUGCCCGACUACAUCAAUGAUAUCCAUACAUACCUUAGGGAAAUGGAGGUGAAAUGCAAGCCUAAAGCAGGUUACAUGAAGAAGCAACCAGAUAUCACAAACAACAUGCGAGCUAUUCUUGUGGACUGGCUGGUGGAAGUUGGAGAAGAAUACAAAUUACAGAAUGAAACCCUGCACUUAGCUGUAAAUUACAUCGAUAGGUUUCUUUCUUCAAUGUCUGUUUUGAGAGGAAAACUUCAGCUUGUGGGUACUGCAGCUAUGCUGCUUGCUUCGAAGUUUGAAGAAAUCUACCCUCCUGAAGUAGCGGAGUUUGUCUAUAUCACAGAUGACACCUAUACCAAGAAGCAAGUUCUAAGAAUGGAGCACUUAAUUUUGAAGGUUUUGUCGUUUGACUUGGCAGCUCCAACAAUCAACCAGUUCCUCACUCAGUAUUUCCUACACGAGCAGACAAACACUAAAGUGGAGAGCCUGUCAAUGUACCUUGGGGAGCUGAGUUUAAUUGAUGCCGAUCCAUACCUGAAAUACUUGCCAUCAGUUAUUGCUGCUGCAGCGUUUCAUCUAGCGGGCUACACGAUCACUGGACAAACUUGGCCUGAAUCCCUGUGCAAAGUAACAGGCUACACCUUUGAAGACAUCAAGCCUUGCCUCAUGGACCUACACCAGACCUACCUCAAAGCAGCGCAGCACACACAACAGUCCAUAAGGGAAAAGUACAAGAGCACAAAGUACCAUGGAGUAUCGCUUAUUGACCCGCCAGAAACACUAAACUUAUCGUAAUAAUGCAGAGACUGACCUUUUUAAGAGAUGUAUAUUACAAGAAAAUGAUGUACAGUUUUAAACAUGGUUCAAAAUUCCAGAUGUGAUCACUCAGAACAGUAGCACAGGUUUUGAGGAGCUCAAUUAUGAUGUUAGUUUUAUGUGGUUUUAAUGCAAAUCUUUUGUACAUGCAAUCUUGUUGAAAUAGUUAGCUGGGGUUUUACACAAAUGUUCUCUUUGAGCACGGAAUUAACCAUGCAAACAAAGUGAAGUCUUGAGACUGCUUAAUUAAUUAUAGAGUGGACAUUAACAUUAACAUUAGCAGUGCAUUAUUGUGGUAGGGCAAGGAAAGAAGGACUUGGGACUCCACAGCAGUAUUUGUAGCAUUUUUGUCCUGUCUAGUUUAAAAGGAAACUUAGCAUAGAGCCAAAAUGUGGCUUAAGGGCUGUAAUACUGGAAGAAACUAUAUAGCUGUUGAGGGGAACACCUUGCUGGAAUUGACUCUU
Messenger RNA from Cuculus canorus (common cuckoo), 2997 nucleotides. It is a transcript of the gene CCNA2, whose product is annotated as cyclin A2. Gene Ontology annotation, biological process: mitotic cell cycle phase transition; regulation of cyclin-dependent protein serine/threonine kinase activity. Bases 239 to 2512 code for a protein of 757 amino acids. The record is from RefSeq and is a predicted model, not a curated record. Gene Ontology annotation, cellular component: nucleus; cytoplasm; cyclin A2-CDK2 complex. NCBI's taxonomy places the organism in Eukaryota, Metazoa, Chordata, Aves, Cuculiformes, Cuculidae. The transcript is spliced from 8 exons. Gene Ontology annotation, molecular function: cyclin-dependent protein serine/threonine kinase regulator activity.